This is a messenger RNA of Ectocarpus siliculosus, 1672 nucleotides long. NCBI's taxonomy places the organism in Eukaryota, Phaeophyceae, Ectocarpales, Ectocarpaceae. The record is from the annotation of a GenBank genome assembly.
AAAACAUGACUGAGUGCCCACCUGUUAUCAGUCUCCGCCCGCUGCUCGAUUCAGAGCUAGAAGAAGAAGCUGCGAUUACAACAGUUGAGCAGAUCGAGUCGUCGCUCAAGAGGUUUGGGUGCGUUUGCUUGCCCGUGAGCGACCUUGAUGGAAUAGACGAGGAUGGUGAUUCGCUAUUGCGACGUUGCUACAGCACGGCGGAGCGUUUCUUCUCUCUGCCCGAGGACACAGGAGAGGCCGGUGGCAUCAUGAGCAUGCAAGUGUUCAUUGUCAGCAAAUCUGAACGGCGGUCCAGGAAUUGGUACCGUGUCGGAACUGCCUUCGACCUCUCUUUGACAUUCCUGGAAUGGGCGCACGCGCGGCCUCGCAAAAACCAGGAGUCCAAGGCAGCCUACACUGAAGAAGCCGCCUCAAGACAAGGGUACGGUGGUUCAUGCUACACUCCUCUGGGUAAGGAACCGGCGUAUCAGGAAGGCGAGAAGCAGCACGUGGAAAGCUUCAGCUGCACACGGCCGCUAGCCCACGCUUCGUGCAACCAUCUGCCCCGUGGACCGGAGUUACACAAGUCCCUGUUUCCUGACUCUCAAGUCCCAGGCUUCGGUGCCGCGUACUCAUCUUUGUGGGCGAUUCUUCGGCAUAGAGUUUCUCUCCCGAUGAUGCGCGCGCUGGAGCACAUGCUCUGUCUUCCUAGCGGUUUUUUGUUGCUCAAAAGUGCAGAGACCGACAGUCUCAACAUGUCGCUUCUCAGGACCCUCCGUUAUCCUGCUUGCGACGUCCAGCACACCAGUCCAGCUCGGCCGGCCGAAAACAAACCGAAGCGACGUCGCAGCGAAAGGAAUCGGGUGACCACACCCGUAGACGUGGGCAUCUCGGAGCACACCGAUUUUGAAGUCUUCACAAUCAUGCACCAGGAAACGGCGGGACUUCACCUCCACACUCCGUCAAGAGGGCCUUCACCCCGGUGGUACAAAUUGCCGUUCCGACACGAUACCCUCACCGUCAUUCUUGGGGAUAUGAUGGAACUCUGGACUUCGGGCUGGUUAGAGGCAACACGGCAUAAGGUGGUCUCACCGGCUUGUGGGCAAGGGGCUCGAAGGUCCUUCGUCCUAUUUCAGGCCCACGACGACCUUGUCAGGAUACACCCCCUUGGGGCAACCCAUUUAGCGACCCGCACGUCCGAGCCUGACCGGAGAACCGGGGACGCCCCAGACACGCCCAAGAAUAUGGAAAGUUGUGGAGGAAAGGAAGGCAGCGAGCAGAGUUUGCCGAUAGGUUCUUUCGCAGGGUGGGUUCGGAAUCGCCCCAAGAGUGCUCUGAGAAAGUAUCGCCCUACUACUCAAGGCGCCUGGGUCCGCAGGCAAGAGUUUCGCGCGAAGUCAACUCUUGACAGAUCUUAAGUUUGCGACAGGCGGUGCCAUCUGUCUCCCUUGUGUAUGCAUUACGCAUGGCAGUUCUUCUCUCGAUGUGUGCCAACCCUGAGGUCGCGAAAGGAGAACUCCACGCAGAGCAACUUCCCCCAAGUAUCAUUGCGCGCCUGUAGCUUCAAGGCCUGAGAGGAAGUCGGCCAUUAGAAAAUGAGGCGGCGAUUUAGGAGGUUUUCGUGAGACUGGAUUUUGUUCGCCCACCCGCCAGACUCUGUCUUGGGCGCCGGGAAUAUACUGUAUGUACUUCG